This is a messenger RNA of Prorocentrum cordatum, 1608 nucleotides long. Lineage: Eukaryota; Dinophyceae; Prorocentrales; Prorocentraceae. The record is from the annotation of a GenBank genome assembly.
UCUUGAACUUCGGCAGGUGGUGGAUAUGGAUACGUUUGGCCCCUCAGGCUGGAGCGCUGCGGGAGGCAUCGCCUGCGGGAGCGUCGGCGGGGGCACGUGCGGCACAGCGUCGCAGCAGCGGGGCUGGUCCUCGGCGUGGCCACGGCCUGGACACGGAGCGGCGUCGAGGCCUUCGCGCGCCUGGAGCAGGCCCAGGCCGGCUGGGACCGCCACCUGGACGCCGCGGCGGCGCCCGUCUGGCGCCUCGUGGAGCCGCUGGCCGCCCUGGCGGGCUACGUGUUCCUCGGCCCGGUUCGCCUCCACUUCCACGCCGAAAGCCUGCGCGCGCGCGCGGACGCGGGCGGACAGCUGGCGGUGCUGCAGGCGAAGCUGGAGGAGGCAGCCGCGGACGCUUGCGGCCGACUGCAGCGGGCGUUCGGGGCGCAGCUCGCCGCAGUGCAGUGCCCGGAAGUGCAGGUCAUCCGUGGAGCGCGGCCGCAGCUGGCCAUGUUCCGCCUCGGCGCUGGGCGCCGGUGGCGGCUGGUUGCCACCGAGCCAGUGGGGCGGCUGUUCGAGGGUGAUGAGCUGCGCUUCCUGAUCGGGCGAGAAGUAGGGCGCGUGGCCCUGCACCACAGCGCCCCGCUGCUGUCGUGGCCCCUGGCCCGCUUUGCCUCCGACGUCUUCGCGCUGCCGCGCUUCGUGCUCGGGGGCGCCGCUCGCCGAGGGGGCCCCUCGGCCGGCACGCAGCGGCGGUCGCGGGCUCCGGACCCGGCGCGCGAGAUGCGCAGGGCCUUGGGCCGCGCAGCGGACCAGCUGGUGGAAGUUUGCCAGUUGUACCAGGGGCUGCGCUUCGGUUGCUGGCCCGGCCUCGUGGACCUGGCCCUAGACCUGGACCUGCUGCUGGCUGGCCAGCGCGCGGAGCCGGUGGCGGCGCGCGAGCUGCGGGCGCUGGACUUGGCAGCGGCGGCGUGCGCGAAGCUGCGCGCCCCCGGGGGCGCCUCUGCGCUCUGCGUGGCCACAGCGGGCGUCGCGGCUCCCCGGGUAGCGGGCGCCGCGCUGGGCCUCAGCCGGCAGGAGGAGCGGCGGCUGGGCCAUGCGCUGCGGCUGGCCAGCUGGGCGCUGCGGGCGUGGUCUGGCAAGCUGCGCGCGGAGGUCAUAUCUGCGGACAGGCUGGGAGCGGUGGCGGCCGGCGGCGAUGUGGACGCCGCCCUGCGGGCAAUGGUGCGGUUCGCGCAGGAGGGUGAUUCUGCGGCGAUGGUUGCGCUGCUGGGCGUAGACCAGAUCGUCGAGCAGGCCGACGUGCUGGACCGGGCGCUGCCCCCCAAGCAGUUCGCCACCGAGCCUUCCCUGCCCACCCGAGUGGCCGACCUGGCCGCGUGGUCCGAUUCUCUGCAGGGGCAGAUGCUGCUGCGGUAUGGGGAGUAGGGCUGCGCACCCGCAGCGCCAUUCUGAUAGCACACGCCCAUGGCCCCUCGCCGAUUCAAUUUUUCGACAGGAUACGGCCGCUGGCGAUGAGUGAGUAAUGAAGAAAUGCGAAUCGUGAGCACCCUACUUGCCGUUCCAGCUGCUUGGCGGCGACCCCAGCGUGGGCGUUGCAAGUUGAGCGCCGCCACUGGCCCGAGAUCAGCC